AUGGAUACUAUCUCUGCGCUAUGGAAGCUCAACACGUUGGAAAGCGCAAAUAGCUACCUGAACAGCCAUGAGUCCAAUCCUCCCCGUCUACACCACUUUAUCGAUGGCUCCUUCGGUACAAAUUCAGACUCAGAGAGUUGGAUUGAGUCGCUAAACCCCUGUUCUGGGAAGCUUCUCGUGCAAAUUCCCAGCGGCACGGUGACCGAUGUGGACCGCGCUGUAGAUGCGGCUUCAAGAGCGUUCCAAGCGUGGUCGAAGACAUCGCGACACGAGAGAUCCCAGGUCUUAAUAAGGAUUUCUGAUAUUCUUGACGAACAAAAAGAACUCUUUGCGGAGAUGCUGAGAGACUGUCUUUCCAGAUACUUUGCUACAUACAUUCUCCACGAAGAGGGCGCAGUGCGAUACGUUGAUGGACAGCCAUCCACCUUGACGUAUGAACAUCGAUCGCCCCUUGGGGUAUUUGGGCUCAUCUCGCCAUGGAACAUGCCACUGUAUCUUCUAACUUGGAAGAUUGCUCCUUGUAUCGCCUUUGGAUGUACAGGUGUGGCAAAGCCAAGCGAGGUUACCAGCAUAACGGCCUUCUUGCUAUGUGAAGUAUUCCGGCAAGCGAAGCUACCAGUCGGCGUGAUGAAUCUUGUCUUUGGCGAUGGCCCAGGUACUGGCUCGACGCUCGUCAAGUCGCCGCGCGUGCGAGGAGUAUCGUUCACCGGCGGAACCAGCACAGGCAUCCGCAUCCGACAAGAUACCGUGGCCGAUAUUGGAAAGCACCUAUCCCUUGAGCUAGGUGGGAAAAACCCAGCCUUGGUGUUCGAUGAUGUCGACCUGACCAAGGCUGUGCCUCUUGCUGCUCGCGCGGCUUUUGAGAACAGUGGGCAGAUCUGCCUGUGCGGCUCACGCAUCUACGUCCAGCGCGCAGUGUACGGGGAAUUCCUGUCCGCGCUGGCGGCAUACGUCAAAACCCAUUACAAGCUCGGGGAAACGAUGGGUCCAGUUGUUUCGCGGGAGCACUACAUGAAGGUUCGAUCCUAUCUGGUGCAAGCGUGGGAAGAGAAGGCCGUCUUCCACACUGGGGAGCUACCAGACGAAGCGCCUCAGCAGGGCUUCUGGAUUGCACCGACUGUCCUUAGUGGCCUUAACACCGAUAGUCGGGUUAUGCGCGAAGAAAUUUUUGGACCCGUCGUCACUGUAUGUGCCUUCGAUACAGAAGAAGAGGCGGUUGCGUUGGCAAACGACAAUCCCAAUGGCUUGGCCAGCAUUGUCAUGACCAACGACCUGGCCCGAAUGCGUCGGGUAGGCGAAUGUAUUGAUUCUGGAUUGGUUUGGGUCAAUUGUUGGCUGGUCCGGGAACUCGGCACGGGAUUUGGAGGCAUGAAGGCGUCUGGCACUGGCCGUGAAGGCGGAGCGUACAGCCGCGAUGUCUUCACCAAUCUGCGUACCCUUCAUGUAUCGCACUCUUAG
Molecule: messenger RNA, 1458 nt
Organism: Penicillium lagena
Lineage: Eukaryota; Fungi; Ascomycota; Eurotiomycetes; Eurotiales; Aspergillaceae
Product: aldehyde dehydrogenase
Exons: 3
Coding region: 1-1458 (485 amino acids)
Molecular function (GO): oxidoreductase activity, acting on the aldehyde or oxo group of donors, NAD or NADP as acceptor
Source: RefSeq, a predicted model, not a curated record